CAGGUCGCCAUCAUAGGAGGGGGUCCGGCGGGACUGACAAUGGCACACGCUCUCCUGAAACUUCCCACGGGAGUCGAGCAAGUCAAGGUAUUCGAGCAGAAGAACGAAAGUUUGCCGGGGAUAGGGGGAGGGAUUCAGAUCAACGGGGGAGCUGCGGUGCUGAGCAGGCUGGGGAUGAGGGCGAAGAUCGCAGAGUCGUGUCAACCCCUGCGGACCAUUUUGUCGCGCAACGUCGACGGGAGGGAGUUGCUGAAGAUGUCAAUCGCUCGGGAUCGUGCGGCCCGAGAGGCUCUCAUGGUGGAGGGAGAUAUUAUGGCGUACUUGGUCAUGCGCGAUCACCUCCAGUCGAUCCUGUCAGAUGACCUCCCGGACGGAACCGUGAUCUACGGAAAGAAGCUGAAGGACAUGCAGGUUGGAGACGCAGGCUCGCUCUGCUCCUUCCAAGACGGCACCAGCGAGCAGUUCGACCUCGUCAUAGGAUGCGAUGGGAUCAAGUCCAGAGUCAGGCAGGAGAUCGUCGGGCAGGAGACGAAGAUAUACUCGGGGAUUCGCAUCAUCUUCAGUGUCGCGCCUGCCGAAGGAGAUUCUUCUCGCCCUGCAGACGUUCAAUCGGAUGUUCACCAGUGGUUUGGCGAAGGAUCCUACGGGUUUGCUGCCACGUACGGAGGAGGAAAGGGAAAGAAGUUCGAUCAGGUUCCACCUUGUCUUGUCCUACAUCCACGUCCUCCUUCCUCACUACUGCGGCAGUUUGCCUAUACCUCCACGGACAAGCGCGGAGACUUUGUAAGGAGGAUGAAGGACAAGAGGAUGCCACAGGAUCUCGUUCGCAUAGUUGAGAAUGCAGAUCGAUUCUUCGACGUUGGGGUUUAUUUCCACAACCCUCUCGUCACCUGGCAUAAAGGAUCUGCCGUCCUACUUGGCGAUGCUGCGCAUGCGAUGCCUCCGUUCCUAGGGCAGGGUGCGAACCAGGCGAUGCAGGACGCGUAUUGCCUGGCGUCCAACCUGGCAGAGAUCGGAAAGAAGCAUGCUUCCUUGCCAGAUGCGCUGAAGGCAUACGAGAGGAGGAGGAAGCCGCCGACGACCCGCAUCAUGCUCAACUCGUGGAUCCUCGGGAACCUCGAGACCCAGACAGGACUGGGAGCUAGCUUCCGAGACAACUUCUUCACUGCUACCGGAGCCCUGGGUGAGAGGAUGUGGGAGGAGGGAGGGGAGGAUGUGGGAAGGGGGAGGAAAGGAAGAGAGAGCACGGGGAGGGCGAGGGAGGAAUGGGGGGAGGAGAGAGGAUGGCAGGAGAGGAUGCGAGAGGGAGAGUAG
This is a messenger RNA of Guillardia theta CCMP2712, 1314 nucleotides long. RefSeq lists its product as hypothetical. NCBI's taxonomy places the organism in Eukaryota, Cryptophyceae, Pyrenomonadales, Geminigeraceae. The record is from RefSeq and is a predicted model, not a curated record. The annotation marks the transcript as partial. The transcript has 12 exons. Gene Ontology annotation, molecular function: FAD binding. Gene Ontology annotation, biological process: secondary metabolite biosynthetic process.